Molecule: messenger RNA, 4504 nt
Organism: Manis pentadactyla (Chinese pangolin)
Lineage: Eukaryota; Metazoa; Chordata; Mammalia; Pholidota; Manidae
Gene: KAT7
Product: lysine acetyltransferase 7
Exons: 15
Coding region: 147-1982 (611 amino acids)
Biological process (GO): regulation of DNA-templated transcription
Cellular component (GO): nucleus
Molecular function (GO): histone acetyltransferase activity; zinc ion binding
Source: RefSeq, a predicted model, not a curated record
UAGACGCUGUGAAGCAGGAGGCACUUGGGAUCGUCCGCAAGGUUGGGACUGCUACAGAGGCCGCCACGGAGCCCGCCGGAGCCACCGUUCCUACUGCUGCUGCCGCCGCUGCCCGAAUCGGAACCAUCGGGCCGCAGCCGCCGGCAAUGCCGCGAAGGAAGAGGAAUGCAGGCAGUAGUUCAGAUGGAACCGAAGAUUCCGAUUUUUCUACAGAUCUUGAGCACACAGACAGUUCAGAGAGCGAUGGCACAUCCCGGCGGUCUGCUCGCAUCACCCGCUCCUCAGCCAGGCUGAGCCAGAGUUCCCAAGAUUCCAGCCCUGUUAGAAAUUUGCAGUCUUUUGGCACUGAGGAGCCUGCUUAUUCUACCCGAAGAGUGACCCGUAGUCAGCAGCAGCCCACCCCAGUGACUCCGAAAAAAUACCCACUUCGGCAGACUCGCUCAUCUGGCUCAGAAACUGAGCAAGUGGUUGACUUUUCAGAUAGAGAAACUAAAAAUACAGCUGAUCAUGACGAAUCUCCACCUCGAACUCCAACUGGAAAUGCACCUUCUUCUGAGUCUGACAUUGACAUCUCCAGCCCGAAUGUGUCUCAUGAUGAGAGCAUUGCCAAGGACAUGUCCCUGAAGGACUCGGGCAGUGAUCUUUCUCAUCGCCCCAAGCGCCGUCGCUUUCAUGAAAGCUACAAUUUCAAUAUGAAGUGUCCUACGCCAGGCUGUAACUCACUAGGACACCUUACAGGAAAACAUGAGAGACAUUUCUCCAUCUCAGGAUGCCCGCUCUAUCAUAACCUCUCAGCUGAUGAAUGCAAGGUGAGAGCACAGAGCCGGGAUAAGCAGAUAGAAGAAAGGAUGCUGUCCCACAGGCAAGAUGACAACAACAGGCAUGCAACCAGGCACCAGGCACCAACAGAGAGGCAGCUUCGUUAUAAGGAGAAGGUGGCAGAACUCAGGAAGAAAAGGAAUUCUGGGCUGAGCAAAGAACAGAAAGAGAAAUACAUGGAACACAGACAGACCUAUGGGAACACUCGGGAACCUCUCUUGGAAAACCUAACUAGCGAGUACGACUUGGAUCUGUUCCGAAGAGCACAAGCCCGAGCUUCAGAGGAUUUGGAGAAGUUAAGGCUGCAAGGCCAGAUCACAGAGGGGAGCAACAUGAUUAAAACAAUUGCUUUUGGUCGUUAUGAGCUUGAUACUUGGUACCAUUCUCCCUAUCCUGAAGAAUAUGCACGACUGGGUCGUCUCUACAUGUGUGAAUUCUGUUUAAAAUACAUGAAGAGCCAAACAAUUCUCCGCCGACACAUGGCCAAGUGUGUGUGGAAACACCCACCUGGUGAUGAGAUAUAUCGCAAAGGCUCAAUCUCUGUGUUUGAAGUAGAUGGCAAGAAAAACAAGAUCUACUGCCAAAACCUGUGCCUGUUGGCCAAGCUUUUUCUGGACCAUAAGACAUUAUAUUAUGAUGUGGAACCCUUCCUGUUCUAUGUUAUGACAGAAGCGGACAACACUGGCUGUCACCUGAUUGGAUAUUUUUCCAAGGAAAAGAAUUCAUUCCUCAACUACAAUGUAUCCUGUAUCCUCACCAUGCCUCAGUACAUGAGACAGGGCUAUGGCAAGAUGCUCAUUGAUUUCAGUUAUUUGCUUUCCAAAGUAGAAGAAAAAGUUGGCUCCCCAGAACGUCCACUCUCAGAUCUGGGGCUCAUAAGCUAUCGCAGUUACUGGAAAGAAGUGCUUCUCCGUUACCUGCAUAAUUUCCAAGGCAAAGAAAUUUCGAUCAAAGAAAUUAGCCAGGAGACAGCUGUGAAUCCUGUGGACAUUGUCAGUACUCUGCAAGCUCUUCAGAUGCUCAAGUAUUGGAAAGGAAAGCACCUAGUUUUAAAGAGACAGGACCUGAUUGAUGAGUGGAUAGCCAAAGAGGCCAAAAGAUCCAACACCAAUAAGACCAUGGAUCCAAGCUGUUUAAAAUGGACCCCUCCCAAGGGUACUUAAAGGGACCUGGUACUCUGAGCCAGCAAACCCCAGCAGUAGGAAUCUGUACCCUAGGGAUCUGUCUGUCAUUUCUGUUGCUCUUGUGAUUGGCAAGUACAGUAUCCUUUGGGAAGGCCAUCCCCUCAGGACUGUCCUGGCUCUGACCUUCAUGUACACUGCAGACGCUGGUUCUGAGGAACUGUUGUUUCGGCCUCAGUGAGGUUGCCUGAUGGGACCUAUAGUAGACUUGAGUGCAGGUCCCGCAUAGCACUGGCCCAGGUGUUCUGUUUGGUACUGUACCUGUCCAGUCACUGGUUCUCUCCUCAUGUUCUCUAGCCCCAUGAGGUUGUGUUGUGUCUCCUAGACUUUGUAAUAGUGCUUCUUUCUGCCAGGUCACCAGACCUCCAAAUACAGUUGCCACCACCAGGACCUUUGUAGUUGUUUCCUACAUGUGUUUUUGGAGGGGCAGGGAAGAGGUCACACUCUGAGUGUGUGUGUACUGGGAGGGGUCCAUUCCGUUUGGGUGUCAUCUCACUUCACAUUUUUUUCCUCCACUUCAUUGAAAGACCAGUUUUUGAUGAGUGUCAGGUUGACCAGAGCCAAAUACUUAUGAAAGUGCCCAGGCCCCGGGGAUUAGUCUUGGUAAUAGUACAUAAUCUGUCUGAAUGAGGUGGAGAGAAGAAUUACAAGGUGGUGAUUGUGCGUUUUGAUUUGGGUUCACCUGUGGGCAGUGGGCAGUGUCUUGGUGGAAGGAAAUGAAUUCUUUUUGUCUCACUAGAGAGUGCCCGAUAGUAACCGUUUUCUUCUCUCCCAACUCCCUGCCCCUUUUUACAUUUGCAGGUGCCAAAAUAAUUUCCAGUUCUCCCUUUCAUGCUGCAUGUUAACUGGUUAAUAAUACUGCAGAAACCUUUUCACCAGUACCAGUCUGAUAGAACCCACCUAUACCUCCACAUAAGUUGCAUUGAUUUUUGUCUGAACCUCCUCAGAGAAGUAGAAAAUGCUUGGAAAUGACUUCUGUAUCUCAGCCCAUGACUCAGCAAGGCAGAACGGCCACCCCUGCCAAGGUUUGCUUCUUGUAACAGUGCCUCCCCCUCCCUGCAGGACUAACAUGCUGCUACCCUUCCGACAACUCCUCCUCCAUUUCCUCUUUGGGAUUUGCCACCAUCCCCCUAUCUCUCGUCACCUAUUUUUGGUGGUGUUCAAGAGAAGGAAGAGAUGCUCCCUCUAAUUUCUCUCUGGCCCAUUCUAACCUGCUAUCUUGGGGCAGCUUUUGAUGUAUGACAUGUCACCCUUCCCAACGUGGUCUCCUACAGCACUGCUGUCUUCAUGUGGAGCCCUCACCACAAUCCCGACUCUGGGCAUUUGUGCCUUUCUCUUGUCAUCUCUGUACACUACUUAUAUUCACUGUGGGCUGGGGGGAGCUAAUUUUAAGCAUGUUCAGUGGCUGCUCCCUGCCAGUUUCAGUGUCACUGUUAAAAUUUAUCCAAAAGCAACUUCACUGGGGGUUUUCUUGAGGGGUGAAGGUCUUUUACAGAAGCCAGCCCUUCCCCACAUGUGAUAGAAGUGCUGUUCUAGAGCUACUCCUCAAUAAAGCAUGUUCUCUGCUCAAGUCUGUUUCACCUGGGGGCUCUCAUUUAUAUCUGGAAGUGGUGCAGCUGACUGCUACUCAUAGUAAAUGCACUUGGGAUUCAUUUUCCCCAGCAGUAAACUGACUGUUGAGGGAUGGAUGUAGUUUGUGACUGGAAUUUCUUCCCUUCUGUAAUGCAAACUAUCUAUAGAGAAGUGUUUACACUGAACUUGUCUAGUUGGGGGGAUAAAUUCUCUCUGCCUCACUUUGGUUCCAGUUAAUAGGGGAGCAUAGCAAUGACUAAUCAUGACUCUUUAUUCUUUCCUCAAGUUUAUUUUCCUCUGAUUCCAAGGGCAAAGGAACAGUAGGAAGUUAGGGUAGGUGUGGGUACAGGCUCUUUGUUGGAGUAGUGAGAAUAUUCCUUCUCAUCUGCAAGCUCAUGUGCCAGUGGUGAUCAGUGCCCGCUCUAACCAUUGACUCCUCAGGUUAAGAUGACUUCUAAAAGUAGCUGUAGUGAUUAUCCAGUACAGGAAAAGGGAGGCCAGGCACUUACCUCUGUGGUGGCAAGGAGGAGGGUGGAAAUUGUAUCUGCUGGGGUAGUUUUGGUCUGUGGUCAAUGGUAGUGAAAACCUGUGCCAGUGGACAAACUUAGGGUCCUCCAUUGCAAGGUUAGAGUCCUUGUGUCACUUUGGGGUGGAGGGUGGGAUGGAGAGAAGCUUAAGAUAAUAAGACCUUUACACUCAUCUUAGAAUGACAUGUGCCAAAAUCUCCCUGUUGUAGAUAUUUGCAUCAAAGUGAAAUUCUGUUCUCACAUUUUGAAAAAAAAGGAAGUAGGUAAUGUGGACCAUGAGAAUGGAAUGCCGAGAGGUCAAGGCAACAGAAGUUUUGUGCACAAUCUGGAUCCUAAGCCUCCACUGAUUGUACCCCAGUAAAAAUAAAACGAAGAUUUCUCUGGUUUAAAUCUCUUGCAAGUCUG